Oreochromis niloticus (Nile tilapia) is the source of this 4217-nucleotide messenger RNA. Its product is annotated as arf-GAP with dual PH domain-containing protein 1. The transcript has 11 exons. Bases 2633 to 3775 code for a protein of 380 amino acids. Gene Ontology annotation, biological process: heart development; positive regulation of GTPase activity. NCBI's taxonomy places the organism in Eukaryota, Metazoa, Chordata, Actinopteri, Cichliformes, Cichlidae. Gene Ontology annotation, cellular component: intracellular membrane-bounded organelle; cytoplasm; plasma membrane. Gene Ontology annotation, molecular function: phosphatidylinositol-3,4,5-trisphosphate binding; phosphatidylinositol bisphosphate binding; GTPase activator activity. The record is from RefSeq and is a predicted model, not a curated record.
AAUUAAAUAAUAACAUCAUAAAUAAUAAUAAUAACUGAUAAAUAACAGAAUGCUUAUUCGUCCACUCCCGAGCUGGGUUAAUUAAUUUUUUAAUGUUUAAUACAUAAUGAUAGACUAUCUUUUUUCGACUGCUGCAUUUAGGGGUGAAGGUCUCCAAACCACACAUUAUAGCCUAAACCUCCCCUUUCACUCUUGCUGGUAUCCUUCUGUUGCAAAUUGCCACUGACACUCAUCUCCACCCACUCCACCCUGCCUCCACUCUUUUCUUUAUUCCUCUUGUGGACUGUCCAGUGCUUUAGAUGGUUUACCUCAGGUACUUAAACUCAUCUUCCUUCAAUACCUUUACUCUUUGCAGCUUCACUGUUACACUUCUGUCCGUCUCAUUCACAAGUAUGUACUCUGUAUUGCUGCUACUGUUUUAAUUCCUCUUCUCUCCUGUGCAUUCUUCCACCUCUCCAGGCUCUCUUCCACCUGCUUCUUGCUCUCACUACAGAUCACAAUAUUGUCUCCAAACAUCGUAGUGCACAGACACUCCUGCCUCACCUCAUCUGCCAACCUGUCCAUCAUCAAUGCAAACAAGAAGGGACUCAGAGCUGAUCCCUGAUGUAAUCCCACCCCCAUCUUUUACCCAUCUGUCACUCAUGCUGAAACACCUCACCACUGUCUCACUGUUCUCAUAGGUCCUGCACCACCUGCAAAUACUUACUCAUACUCAGCCACUUGUGACUUCCUCAUCCAGUACCACAGUUUCCCCCUUGGCACCCUAUCAUAUGCUUUCUCUAAAUCCAUAAAGACACCGUGCAACUCCUUGUGACCUCUAUACUUCUUCAUACUGUUGCCCUCUGAUCGGCACCUCUCUCAGUAAUCUAGCUUCAACAACUCUUUCCCAAAUCCCAAAUUCAUCUACAAAUCUGAAGGUUGGUGGUUUGAUCCCUGCCUACUCCAGUCUGAAUGCCCUAUAUCCUUGGGCAAGACACUAACACCAAGUUGCUCUCCGAUGCAUCCAUCAAAGUGUGAAUGUGUGUGAACAUUAGAAAGCACUUCAGCAUAGAAAAAAUGCUUGUAUGAAUGGGUGGAUGAGGCAUGUUGUAUAAAGAGUAGAGUAGAAAUGUGCUCCAUAAUAACCAGUCCAUUUACCGUUUUCCAUUACUGCUGUAUUUUCCCAGUCAUCUGCUAACUCUUCCUUACCACCCAGAGCCCGUCUCAACUCUUCCCUGAAAUCUGUGCAACAUUUUUCCUUCUUCAGUUUCCACCAUUGAAUCCAUUUCUCUGCACAUAAACAGUAUAGAAAGUAGACGUUCGAUUCUAAAUCUGAAUGGACACAAAAGUCGUCAGACAGUCACUAAGUAAGAACGUUCAUCUGUACUGAAUCUAUGUGAACAGUUUUUUUUGUUCCAGCUAGCUUAAAAUAAACUCUAUUCAGUGUUACUACUUUGCUCUAGUUUAAUUUAACUGGUUUAAGCAGAACUAUGCAGAAGCUAUAGAGUUAUAAACCAAACAAACACAUUUUUCCCAAGUGUGUGUAAUAAAGCUUUCUUUGUUUUUUUCCAGCCAACUUCUGUGGAGGAAACAAUUAAAGGAAAUAGUUCUUUUUAAGGUCCCAACAGGGGAGUCUUGGACCACAGAUCUUGGACUGAAUUUUCCACAGAGAGACACCGUUCUUCUAACUUUCAUGUUCAGAGUGGGUUCAGACAGCUGUUGUUGUUUAAGCAGUUGUUACCUUAUGCAUUUGUCCCUAUGUGCAUUUGUCAGGUUGUCAACACGCAGUGCUGAAGACACGUACUGCAGCGGAAACUGCAACAAAAAGCAUUUGUCACCACAAAAAUUCAAAAUAAUUUUACAGUUGUGCAGCUGGGGCCAAAAUGUAGGUGGAGUUUGAAGAGUCCUGAGUCAAGGUCAUAAAAUGUAAGCGGGCUAGUUGACACACAGACUUUUCUCACCUUAUUCCUCUGUUUCAAUGGGGGGUUUGUAAUUUUUAAAUUAAUAGUGCAAAAUCCCCCUUUUCUUUAUCUGCUGUAUGAACACAGUUGACGAUUUAUUUUGGCACACCAGAUACAUCUUAUAGCCAUUUUAUUAAUAUAGUGGCAACUCCCAAAGGAGGUAUUUUUAUCCGAUGUGUAAAAGUAUAUUUUUAAAGCAAAUGAAUGCCACUCGUGACACCAGCAGCAGUUAAAUUUAGAUGUAUGACAAAAGUCUGGCUGUAAGUUUGCAACAAUUUGUAAAACUGGCACAUAAGCAUUGAGCUAUUCUGGAAACUUCCCUCCUUUUUCUUGCUGCUGCUGCUGCUGACCUUAACUUUAAAAACAAAACUAUCGGUCUCACAGCUUUUGAGCAGCGACAAGCCUAGCAGCCUAAUACUGUAAGUCAAUCACCCAGUAACUGAGUGACUUAUGUUUCACUUCCUUUCUCUGUUAUUUCUGGAUAUAUGUGUUUGUGUGCAGAACAAUAAACUUCAUGAUGCUGCAUUGCUAAGAGGAAAUACUGGCCCACUGGCCACUGAGAUGUUUGUACCUGCUACAGGGCAGAAUAGCUCUGUACUGUGAAGUGUGUAGAGUCAAUAUGGAGUCACUACCUAGUAGAUGUUUUGUUGGGAUUUGACCGUCAGCCCGAGAGAAGCAGACGUCCUUCAUCGAUGGCCACUUCUGAAAGAAAUAACAAAAUUCUCCUUGAUUUGGUGCAACAGCCGGGUAACAACUUGUGUGCUGACUGUGGAGCUCCUGACCCUGACUGGGCUUCUUACACUCUCGGUGUCUUUGUGUGCCUGAACUGCUCGGGGAUGCAUCGUAAUCUACCCGCAGUCAGCAAAGUGAAAUCCAUACGGCUGGAUCAUUGGGAAGAUUCACUUGUAGAGUUCAUGCAAGAGAAGGGAAAUUCUGCUGCCAAAGCUAUUUUUGAGAAGUGUGUCCCAGUCUUUUUCUACCAACCACAGCAGAAAGAUUGCGUCGUUCUUAAGGAUCAGUGGAUCCGUGCCAAGUACGAAAGACGGGAAUUCACGGGAGAAAACAUCUACUUUCAAAAAGUGUACAGUGCAGAACUGUUUGAGGCAACACUAUGGAAGAAAGGCAAAGAAAGCAAGCAGUUCCUUAAAAGCACCUUCCUGCUCUCACAGAAAGACUUCACCCUCAGAUACUUCAUCAAAGAGGAUUCCAAGGUUCCCAAAGCUGUCAUCAACAUGAAGGAUCUGAAUGCAGUCUUCCAACCAGAGAAGAUUGGUCAUGCUAACGGUUUGCAGAUCUCCUAUGUGGAUGAUGAACGCUCAAAGAACCUUUUUGUGUACCACGAGGACGGGCAGGUGAUUGUGUCUUUUUUCAAUGCUAUUCGGGCAACACGUUUGGCAUACCUCCUGAAGAAAAACCCCACUCUUCAAGAAAAAGACUUAAAACAUCAGCUAACACCACAUUGCCUGAAGGAGGGAUACAUGGAGAAAACUGGUCCGACGCAACGGGAGCCAUUCAAGAAGCGCUGGUUCACGCUGUGCUCAAUGAACAGAAAGCUUCUAUACUUUAAAUCUCCACUGGAUGCUACAGAGCGGGGGGCUGUCUUCAUCGGCACAGAGAGCCACGGAUACUCUGUUUCAGAAAUCACCAGCCGCAACUCGAGGGGAAGCCGGUGGCACUGCGGGAUCUCACUGGUGACUCCGGAUAGGCAGUUUGUUUUUAUGUGUGAGCAGGAGCAGGAACAGAGAGAGUGGAUAAUGGCUUUCAGAAAGGUCAUCUCUCAACCCAUGACACCAGAAGACUACGCUAAUGAGGCCAACCUGAGGAGAGGAAAAUGACUCGUUUCAUUUUUUGCAAGGAAAUUAAAACACCGUUUGGGGACAGAACAGACCUGAAGCUUUUCUCCACAAAGAUGCGCCUGAACCUGUCAGUGUGGCUAGAAACAUAAUGACAGACAGGACCACAGACCGACUAAGACGCUUACUGUCUACAAUGUGGAGAAGCUACAGUCACCGCAGAGACUUUGUUUCUCUGUAACAUCCAUGCACAUUAAAAGCAGUGUCUCCUGAUUUUGAUGCACUUUUGUUGAAAUUAAUGGCAGCGUUCUUUUGUAAUACAUUAUAAAGUCACUGAAAACAGACAUUGUAUUUAUUAAUAUAAAGACUGAAAUGGCUAUUUUGUAAAUAUUUUGUUAUCUUUGAUGUACUUAGAUACUUUUUUGUUUUUGUAGCUGUCUGUGAAUUUCUUAUACUCAUAAUUUAAAUAAACUUGAUAAAUAAC